Messenger RNA from Colletes gigas, 1617 nucleotides. RefSeq names its product palmitoyltransferase ZDHHC22-like. Lineage: Eukaryota; Metazoa; Arthropoda; Insecta; Hymenoptera; Colletidae. Gene Ontology annotation, molecular function: palmitoyltransferase activity. The transcript is spliced from 2 exons. The coding region runs from base 389 to 1195 and encodes 268 amino acids. The record is from RefSeq and is a predicted model, not a curated record.
UACAACUUUUCCGAUAAACACUCAUCAUUUUAUAUUUCUUACAAAAUGAAUUGACAUAUAUAUAUAAAGUUAUUAUUGUUCGUUAAUUCACGCAUUACACAAAUCCAUAUAAAAUUUGGGACGUUUAAAAAAUUAUCUAAUUUUGAUUAACAAUUAAACAUAAGGGAUAAAAUAGCAUAAAAGUUAAAAAUAUAUAUCUUUAAAUAUCCUGGAUAGUAAAUGAACAAUUACAAUUGGACAAUCUAUAAAAAUAGAGAGGGAGAAACGGCCAAUGUAUCGAAAUAAUUGUUAUGGAUUAAUAUUAAAAAUAAAAUGAGAAGCAAACAUUUACGUUCAAAGAUAAUUUAAAUGCAUGUUUAAUAUAAUUAAGCUAUUGUAAAUAUAAAAUAUGAGAGUAUUUCCUCAAACUAUUUUAAGGUUUUGUCCAUUCGUUGCUCUGCUGUAUACCUUGGUCGAUAUCGUUUUAACAACAUAUAUUAAUGAAAAGAUAACUCCAGUUUUCAUAUUUUUUUGUAUUCAAGUAUAUUUAAAUUGGUAUUCGGUAUACAGUAUAAGUUGUAAGGCAACAACUAUGGAAAUUACAGAAAUGGCGAAAAGAGGAUUAUAUAAUAAGGUAGAAAAUAAUGCAGAAUAUAAAUAUUGGUACUGCGGAAAGUGUAUAAAUUAUACAUGCAAACCAGCACACCAUUGCAUUUAUUGUAAAAAGUGUUUUCAUUUUAGAGAUCAUCAUUGUUUUUUCUUAGGUGCUUGCAUACUACGACAAAAUAUAGGCAAUUUUAUUUUAUUUUGUUUUUAUACAUCAUUGACAUGUAUAUAUUCAUUAUGCAUUCUUGGGCCUUACUUAUAUGAAUAUAUUAAUCGUGUAAUAAGAACCGAUGUAGACUCUUUUAACAUAUUUUUAAACUUUUGCUUUCCUAUUGCUCUUAUCAAAUUAUUUCAUUCUAGAGAACCUACUUACAUACUACUAGUAACAAUGUUUGAUAUAUUAGUUACUAUUUUAUGUAUGUGCUUGGUAUUUGGAACUUGGAAAUUGCACAGUUGUAUUACAGGUAAACAACGGUAUGCAAACAUAUCAGGAAAACAAAGUUUAAGAGAAAUUUUUGGUAGUUAUGGUUUUUCAAACAUUAUUUUUCCAUACAAUGGUCUCAUAGGAACUAGAGAUCUCAACGGAGAGUAUGAAUUAAAACACGUAUAAAUGUGUUUCUAGAACUUGUACGUGUAGAAAUGAUAAAAAAUGGAAACGGAAGAACUUUACUUAUAUAAUAAUGACAAACAUAAAUUACUAAAUUAAAUAUACAAGACAUACGUGUAUAUACAAUGUUAUGUAUAAAAAUUAUGCAUAAGAAACUAACUACACAUUUUCCAAUUACUGCAAACUGUAGUAUAUUGUAAUAAAUACCGCAUGUAUUUAAUACGUUUGCAUAAAUAAAAUCAUAUUGCACUGCACUCUUCAUAUAAAUUUUCAGAACGACUUCAAAGACAUCUAUAAAUAUAUGUUAUAUUAUGAAACAACAGUUUCACUUGGCUUUUAUCUAACACAUAAAAAUAAUAAAUAACUGUAUUUGGCUUUCUAAAAUUGUUCUUACAGAUUAUUGUAAUAGAAAAGUCAUUUUCCUA